GUAACCACCUGUCCCACGUGAUUUUAUCCCUUCGACAACUGACGUAGUAACUUCUAUGUCAUAACCGCUUCAUCUACCCAAGCAACCUCCAAUAACCUCUCUCCGUUUUAUCAUUUCGAGCCAACCCCGAAUACCUAUGCCUAUAACCCAUCCUGAUUCGUUCAUACGGUAGGUAUCCCGUUGGUGCCAAAUUUGUUUGCUUUUUUUGAGUAGGUUCUGUGAAUCUUUUAUUCGAGUGACCCCAACAGGUGGUAAUUUGAUUGAAUAGCUGGCAGUUUUGAACUGAAAAGUCAGAUUUGUUUGAGAAUGGUGUUGUUGGAAGUUGGAGACUUAGGCUUGCUUAAGGUGUGCUGCUUCAUCUAAUUAAAAUAUGCGGAUGAUCUAAUUAACAUCAGAACUAACUGAGUCUCUCGUACUAAAUUAGAAUUAAAAAUCGAAGCAAUUUUUCUUUGAAGUUACUAUCUAUAGAUUUUUCUUCAUGUUUUAGUUGUUGCUUUUAGAUAUCACCUGUUUCUUGAGGUUACUUGAUCUUUCAUCUGCACCGCAAUGCUUACAUGUUCUUAACAAAUGGAUGGAUAAUGGAGGCUAAUUCAAUCUUAUUAAACAAUUAAUUUUUAAGGUUGCCACUCUAUCCCCUAAUGUCCCUGCAAUGUAUGAGUUACAUUUUGCUGUCCCAAUGGCUGGAGCCAUUCUUUGCACCCUCAACUCACGCCUAGAUGCAGCUAUGGUUUCAGUCCUUCUGGAGCAUUCACAAGCAAAGGUCGUUUUUGUAGACUACCAACUACUUCAAAUUGCACAGGAAGCAUUGGACCUGCUACGAAAAGAGGCUAGAGAAUUGCCAAUUUUAGUUCUAGUUACGGACUCUGAUUGCCCAUCUACCAUUGACAUUAGAUCAAUUAGUUACGAGUAUGAGAGACUUCUGGCUGAUGGGCACAAUGGUUUUGACAUAGUGAGGCCCCACAGUGAAUGGGAUCCUAUAAGUAUAAAUUACACUUCUGGCACCACAUCUAGGCCUAAAGGAGUUGUCUACAGUCACAGGGGUGCUUAUCUGAACACUCUAGCAACAGUUCUACUCUUUAGAAUGGACCUAUUUCCUGUUUAUCUUUGGAAUGUUCCAAUGUUCCACUGCAACGGUUGGUGCCUCCCUUGGGGAGUGGCAUCACAAUUUGGGAUCAAUGUUUGUGUUAGGAAGGUCUCUCCAAAGACCAUUUUUGACAAUAUAGCUCAGCAUAAGGUGACACACAUGGCAGGAGCACCAACAGUGCUGAACAUGAUUGUGAACUCUGCGGCGGCGGAUCGGAAGCCGAUCGAUCACAAGGUGUUGGUGAUGACCGGCGGUUCACCGCCGCCGCCGCAGAUCAUUUCCAAGAUGGAGGAGUUUGGCUUUAGCAUCUCUCACCUGUAUGGCCUCACAGAAACAUAUGGUCCAGGCACUUUCUGUGCAUGGAGACCUGAGUGGGACUUUUUGCCCCAUGAAGAGAGAUCAAAGAUGAAAGCCAGGCAGGGUGUAUCCCAUGUGGGUUUGGAGGGAAUUGAUGUGAAAGAUCCUGCCACAAUGGAAAGUGUUCCAUCUGAUGGCAAAACAAUUGGGGAGGUAAUGUUUAGAGGGAACACAGUGAUGAGUGGAUAUUUUAGAGACUUAAAAGCAACAGAAGAAGCUUUCAAAGAGGGGUGGUUUCAUACUGGGGAUCUAGCUGUGAAACACUCUGAUGGUUACAUAGAAGUUAAGGACAGAUUGAAGGACAUAAUCAUCUCAGGGGGAGAGAAUAUUAGCUCAGUUGAAGUAGAAACAGUUUUGUAUAGCCACCCAGCUGUUCUUGAAGCUGCAGUUGUUGCCAGGCCUGAUGAUCAUUGGGGUCAAACACCUUGUGCUUUUGUCAAGUUGAAAGAAGGGUUUGAUGUAGAUUCUCAAGAAAUAAUAAACUUUUGCAGGGACCAUUUGCCCCAUUACAUGGCUCCUAAAACAGUCAUUUUUCAAGAUAUGCCAAAAACUUCAACAGGGAAGAUACAGAAGUAUGUUCUAAGGGAAAUAGCCAAGGCUUUGGGCAGCAAUUCGUAACCCCAAGAGUGUAAUACAUUGUAGUUGGUUGCUCAAAUUAGUAAAGAGAAUAAAAAAUUGGAAACAAGUUCUACAAGAAAUUCCAUUUUUAUUAUAACAAAAUAUAUAACAGAUGAAUGGAAUUUUCAGAUGAGUCCUUUUUUAUGGCACCAACAUGACACUAAGGAAACUAAAAAUCUGCUUGUACAUCAAAACCUUAGAAGAUGUUCUUUGUCGUUUAAACUGUGGGGAGAGCAGGGUACUUCUCAAUAUCAAGACGUGUUACAAAAGGGUAUAAAAUGGAACCACCAUAUAUAUGAUUCCCGAUUUUAACUGCACUAGUCAAUCCUAAUUUGAGAUCAUAAUAAUGUGCAGUUGGUUUUCCUUCUAAAUCCACGACCAGAACUCCUCCAUUCUUCGAGAAAGAUAGAUUCAGUACAUACUUCAUCACAAUUGCUACGGCCUUCCUAAUGAAAGGGUAUCUAUAUGCUAUAUCCAAUUCAGGAGCAAGGGCCUGCAAGUAUUGCACAAAAACAUGUGAGCAAACAAGACAUAAUUUUUUCUUUUGGAGAAAAAUUGUGUAAUGUGACAAUUCGUAUUCCUUAAGGGCACUUUGGAACAGUUGCGAGUUUUUA
Molecule: messenger RNA, 2673 nt
Organism: Cajanus cajan (pigeon pea)
Lineage: Eukaryota; Viridiplantae; Streptophyta; Magnoliopsida; Fabales; Fabaceae
Product: isovalerate--CoA ligase AAE2
Source: RefSeq, a predicted model, not a curated record